Penaeus monodon (black tiger shrimp) is the source of this 505-nucleotide messenger RNA. Its product is annotated as glycine-rich cell wall structural protein 1-like. The record is from RefSeq and is a predicted model, not a curated record. The coding region runs from base 1 to 462 and encodes 153 amino acids. The transcript has a single exon. Lineage: Eukaryota; Metazoa; Arthropoda; Malacostraca; Decapoda; Penaeidae.
AUGCGUUGUGCCUCCUUGCUGGCCCUGGUGUGCGUGGCGACAGCGGCGAAGCUGCAGGGCUACAGUGCCGGAGGUAACACUGGCCUGGGAAUCACGCUUGGCCAAGUGCAUGGAGGCGCUGGUCACAGGGGCGUUGGAGGCGGCAGUGUGGUUCCUGCCAUCUUCGUCGGUUCUGGCGUGAUUCCUGAGAGUGCCUUUGGCGGGGUAACUGGAGGUGUCCUCAGUGGGGAAUAUAGCGCCCCGAGCGUUGGCGUUGCUCCUGCGGCAAUUGGAGGCUUCGGUACUGGUGUCACUACAGGCUUCGAUGCUGGCGUAGCAGGAGUCUUCGAUGCUGGUUUCUCCGGAGGUUUUGACUCUGAUGCCGUGGCAGGGGAAUACAUCCCGCCAAUUGCAGGCCCUGAUGCCGCGCCUGUUGCCGUCCUUCCUGCUCCUGGCAACACAUACAUCACUCCCCGCAACUGAGCCUGACUCUGUCGGUUCUGACACGCGAGGGAUGCUGCCAUGA